GUCUGUUUAGUAAUUUCAACUAUCUCGGGAGGAUACCCAGCAAAAAGACCCUGCUUAGCCAUGGCAACUACUAUGCUCUCCAGUUCCCUGCUUUCCCUCCUCUAUUUGGUGCUUCUGACAUUUGUGGGCAGUGCGGUGCUCCUUGCUGAGAUGCACCAGCACAGCUCACAGAGCCGCAACGUCCAUGCUUUCCUGGAGGUGCUCAUGAUCUCUUCCUGCAUCUGGAUGCUCUGGUUUGGCUGCCACUUUUCCCGCAACAAGCAGCUGAAAAGGCACCAGGAUCACCAGGCAGGAGCAAGCUGGCUAAAAGGCGGUCUCUCUCUCUUUGCACUGGCCACCUUGGUUCUGGACUGCCUCUCCUUGGGGUACUGCUACGAGCUGCAGCACUGCGCCUCCAUGCUCAUCACCACUUUCCCUGUCGUGCAGGCUGUUUUUACCAUCAUCCAGGUCUCAGUGCUGUUGUUUAAUGCUAAAGUUUGCAUCCAGGAACACCAGCAUCUAAAUAGGUUUGGGCUGAUGCACACUCUGGCCACCAACGUGCUCCUGUGGAUGAGUGUGGUGCUGGAUGAGUCCAUGAAGCAGCUGGAAGAAUUUUAUGAUGCUCACAAGGGAGAGACUUCACAGGCCCCCCAUGGUGGUUCCCACACCAACAGCUGCAUCUGUACCACCAGCCUUUGCCACAUCUUUUCAGAAGGCGCCGCCUACCUGCAUCCCUUCAAUAUUGAGUUCAGUCUCUUCUCUUCUACAAUGCUGUACAUCAUCUGGAAGAACACGGGGCGGCAAAGCCCCAGCCAAAAGCCCCAGCUUACUCACAAGGCACACUUCCAUCUCAGUGGGGCUUUUGUGGGGCUAGUGCUGGGGGCCUUGGCCAUUUCAGCGACAUUUGGGGUGAUGAUCUCCUUUGGAGUGCUUGCCAAGUCUCCCCACACCAUUCCUGAAGCCCUACGGACAUACUACAUCUUCAACUCUGUGCUCUUGUCUGCCAUGUUCCUGGCAACUUUGAUUGGCAUUGCCACCUACAGAAUGAAGAAAAAAUCUGCGGCUCUCCCUUCUGACAAAAGCGUGGUAAGAAACUUAGAUGUCACUUUGCUUCUGGGCAGCUCCUGUGGUCCCCUCAUGGUAUCCAUCUUCUCUUUGGUUGCCAUCUUAUUUCUUCAUACCAAUGGUGGCCUCCACCUCCUAGACUUCUGCUUCUCCCUCUGCAAGACCAUCCAGAUAUUGGGACAGAAUCUCUUCAUUACUGAAGCUUUAUACUCAAGCCUCCCUCAAGAGCCAGAUGGCCAAGACAACAGCAAUUCUGCUGCUGCCAGCUGGAUCUUUUCCAUUUCCAGAGGUCCUGCAGAACAGGACGGCAAUAGACCUUACUCCAAAACCCAUACACUGACCAACAUCAUGGCCAGUUUGGAAAAUCAACUGCCCAUGCACUUGUCAGAUCAUGGUGAUGACCCAUCCCUCUUCCAGAUUUCACACAUUCAGAGAGAACCUAAAAAACAAAGUAUCAGAAGGAAGGUCCUACAAAACAUCUCAAUUCUCCUCAUCUUCUACAACAUAUCGGUGUGGAUUCUAUAUGCCUAUGGGACCCGCCCGCACCUGGUGAGCCAGAUUGAGCAGUCUUUCUAUGGCUUCACACUCUGGGCCAUCGUGGUCAAGAUCUCCCUGCCACUGGGCAUCUUUUACCGCAUGCACUCCGUGGCUAGUCUCUUUGAAGUUUACUGCAAGACCUGCAAAACACCACCAGCCUUAGGACCACCAAUGCACCCUGACAUCAUGGGGAGAGCAGCAUAAGUGCCCCCACACAUGAGGGAAGCUAAAAGAAGCUGCCCUUUAUACAAGAGAGGGUUGCAAAGCUAUCUACCUAUUGCACCAACCAGCAUUUCAAGCAAAUCACACAUUCCU
This is a messenger RNA of Podarcis raffonei (Aeolian wall lizard), 1896 nucleotides long. RefSeq names its product proton channel OTOP1-like. Gene Ontology annotation, biological process: proton transmembrane transport. The transcript has 7 exons. The record is from RefSeq and is a predicted model, not a curated record. Gene Ontology annotation, cellular component: membrane. Gene Ontology annotation, molecular function: proton channel activity. The coding region runs from base 61 to 1785 and encodes 574 amino acids. NCBI's taxonomy places the organism in Eukaryota, Metazoa, Chordata, Lepidosauria, Squamata, Lacertidae.